AUGGCUCUUGAAAAUACGGUCCAAUUAUCCGAGAAAUACGAAGCAGUUAUGGUUCUCAGUGGAGUGGGGGAUGCUCUAGGUUAUAAGAAUGGUUUGUGGGAAUUCUGUUAUAGUGGUACUCAAAUGCAUGAAAAACUAGAAAAACUCGGAGGACUUGAUAAAAUUGACAUUAAAGGAUGGAGGGUUAGUGACGACACUGUACUACACAUUGCUACAGCAGAAGCGUUGGUUUCGGAAUGGGCAACAACGGAAGAGUUAGUGAGCAUUAUGGCUACAAAGUACAAGAAGACAUGUGCUGAGGAUAUAUGGGAAAGUUCUCCUGGUCAGACCACAACAAAGGCAUGUUUCAUGUUACGACCUCUUGAGGAAAAAGGUUACAUUAUACCAUUUAAUGAACGAGGUGGCGGAUGUGGUGCAGCUAUGAGAUCCAUGUGUAUAGGUUUGAUGUUUCCUUGUGAAGAUCAAAUCGAAAUGUUAAUUGAAAUUGCUGUUGAAAGUGGAAGGAUGACUCAUAAUCACCCCACAGGUUAUCUAGGGGCUGUUACUGCAGCUUUAUUUACAGCCUAUGCUAUACAGAAGAUGGCUCCAAAAAAAUUGGGAGCAGGACUUUUAAGUGUUUUACCCAAAGUUUGGGAAUACAUUGAGAAGGUUGGUCGUGAUGUAGAAGAAAACAAGAAAUCUUGGGCUACUUUAAAAACAGUUGGGAGUCAUAUCUGA
Xenia sp. Carnegie-2017 is the source of this 717-nucleotide messenger RNA. RefSeq names its product protein ADP-ribosylarginine hydrolase-like. The coding region runs from base 1 to 717 and encodes 238 amino acids. The record is from RefSeq and is a predicted model, not a curated record. Lineage: Eukaryota; Metazoa; Cnidaria; Anthozoa; Malacalcyonacea; Xeniidae. The transcript is spliced from 2 exons.